UUUAUAAGGUAUAGGCCAAGGUUUGGUGCAUAGUAUGUGUCAACUUGGAUAGGAAGAAAUCAAAAUUGAAGGAAUUAGGGAAUAUCCGAAUUCCCUCAAGCGCCCAUUCUGUUUAGGGUAAGCGUAAGUUGAAUGUAAUUGAAAAUUCCAAAACCUGGAUUCGAUUUUUCAUUCUCUUUAACGCUCGCAAAACUUGGAACAUUGUCAUGAACAACACACACAACCUCCAUAACCUUCUUUCUUUUUCUUUUUCUUUCUUUCUUGUUCUUCCUUGUGUUUCUCUGACUUGGGUUUUCUUUUAAUCCGUCAAACUCUUCUUUCCGAGACCUCGGACCUUAAAUCUGCAUACCAAUCCAACGCAACCCUUUUUCUCUUCUUUUCUGUAUCUGCAAUCUGACCAAUAUACCGCAAAUUUCAUCUUCUUUAUUGGGGUUUUCUUCUUCCAGAUUGUAGUUUUUCUUCGGACUUUGUAGCUAAAGCUCAUAUACAAGUUUAUCAUUUGCACAAUUUGAUGGGUUGAUGGUAAGCUUAUUGGUUAAUAGGUUACUUGCUUCCUGAAUAAGAAACAACCUGUGGUGGAUAAUCAUCAGAAACGAAUGAAAAGUGAUUAUGUCUGAACUGAUUGACGGUCUCCCGGACGCUGUUGCCCUUAGGUGCCUUGCACGUGUUCCCUUCCACCUCUACCCAAAAUUGGAGCUUGUUUCUCACUCCUGGCAAGCUGCCAUUCGUAGUGCUGAACUGUUUAGAGUUCGACAGGAGAUUGGAUCAUCAGAAGAUCUAUUAUGCGUAUGUGCAUUUGAACCUGAGAAUCUAUGGCAGCUUUAUGACCCCCUCAGAGACCUUUGGAUAACAAUUCCUGUACUUCCAUCGAAAAUUAGGCAUCUUGCACACUUUGGUGCCGUCUCCACUGCUGGAAAGUUGUUUGUGCUGGGUGGUGGCAGUGAUGCUGUUGAUCCGUUAACUGGUGAUCAAGAUAGGAACUUUGCAACCAAUGAGGUGUGGUCAUAUGAUCCUGUAAUACGUCGGUGGUCUCAACGUGCAUCAAUGCUUGUACCACGUGCCAUGUUUGCAUGCUGUGUUUUGGAUGGAAAGAUUGUUGUUGCGGGUGGUUUUACUAGCUGCAGAAAAUCAAUUUCUCUGGCAGAAAUGUACGAUCCUGAUAAAGACGUUUGGAUUUCCCUGCCUGAUCUACACCGUACUCACAGUUCUGCUUGCACAGGGGUAGUGAUUGGAGGGGAGUUGCACGUCUUGCACAAGGGAUUAUCAGCAGUUCAAAUUUUCGAUAGCCUGCGGCUUGGAUGGAGGGUUAUAGAUUAUGGUUGGCCCCAAGGCCCAAUGGCUGUUAUUCAGGGUUCACUUUAUGUGAUGAGUCAUGGACAAAUUUUCAAGUACCACGGAGAAGCAAAAACAGUUAAAAAAGUUGUAGUUUCAGCAUCCGAAUUUCGCCAACGAAUAGGGUUUGCAAUGAUUGGUUUGAGAGAUGAAAUUUACGUGAUCGGAGGGGAUAUUGGUCCCGAUCGUUUGAAUUGGCACGUCAAGCCAACGUCGGAUGUUGACAUAUUAACAACAGGAGGCGAGAGGCCCACAUGGCGACAUGCUGCCUCGAUGACAAGAUGCCGUGGGGCAAUUCGAGGAUGUGCUCAGUUGAGAAUUUAGGACUUUACAUUCGUUAUUGUGUUUGUACCAUGUAAUUGAAUUGUAUUUUGGGUCUGAAAUCCCUCCUACUGGCUGCCUCUUUUUGUAAUCUUUGGUCUUUGAUGUUAAUUCUAGGGGUAUAUGUUGAUGGAUGACUCCUGGAAUUUGGAUCACAUCGGAACGGUCUACAAUCUGAUAGUACAUGAAUAUUACGAAUUAGUAUGAUGGGAGGGUCAAAUUUUCAUUUCUAAAUACUUGAAUGGAGAAGAAUGAUUUGUUGGCA
Messenger RNA from Benincasa hispida (wax gourd), 1918 nucleotides. Its product is annotated as Galactose oxidase/kelch repeat superfamily protein. The record is from RefSeq and is a predicted model, not a curated record. NCBI's taxonomy places the organism in Eukaryota, Viridiplantae, Streptophyta, Magnoliopsida, Cucurbitales, Cucurbitaceae. Gene Ontology annotation, molecular function: protein binding.